Messenger RNA from Talaromyces rugulosus, 579 nucleotides. RefSeq lists its product as uncharacterized. NCBI's taxonomy places the organism in Eukaryota, Fungi, Ascomycota, Eurotiomycetes, Eurotiales, Trichocomaceae. The record is from RefSeq and is a predicted model, not a curated record. The coding region runs from base 1 to 579 and encodes 192 amino acids. The transcript has 2 exons.
AUGGACAGCAAUAGGACUGCUCUCAAGCCCGAUAUGACCGAUGCAUCCGUCCCAACAUGGCAGGACGCGCCGGCAACUUAUGAGGAAACAUCAGGACGAUCCAUUGCAGAAGCCAACGAAUACAGUACAGAGAUUCACAUCGUUGAUCAUCUUCGGGAUGUACUCCAAGAGACGGAACAAAAAAUUUCGGCUCUUCGAAACAGACAUGCCAUAUGGGGUUACUUGAACACUGCGCUGAAACCAUUGCGGUAUCUGUGCAGCCUAGCCAAGUUGGUCACUAAACUCACGCAAUUUACACCUGCAUACACCGUUCUCAGUGCUGUGUUAUAUCUGCUGAAGGCUGUUGAAGGGCCUCAUUCCCAGACUCGUAUCAAUCCAAACCUGGAGGAGAUACUCACAAAGCUUAUCUACGUUGAUUUAGAAAUCUUUGCCCAAGCCGAGAGACCGAUCAAGAAACGUAACAUUGUUGAGUUUAUGUCAACAGCGUUUUUGGGAAAGGACCUGGAGGUUGAAUACUUGUUGGUGAAACGUAAUCUCAUCUUGGAAGAGCUUGAGGCAGCGACGAGUAAUGCCGUGUGA